Messenger RNA from Triticum dicoccoides, 644 nucleotides. RefSeq lists its product as uncharacterized. NCBI's taxonomy places the organism in Eukaryota, Viridiplantae, Streptophyta, Magnoliopsida, Poales, Poaceae. The record is from RefSeq and is a predicted model, not a curated record. The transcript has a single exon. The coding region runs from base 58 to 420 and encodes 120 amino acids.
CCUCGCCGCAAGCGCCGACGACCGAGCCUCCUUGCCGCUCCCGUCCCCGGCGACGCGAUGACCAUGGACCGCCGCGCCCGCGCAGCCCCGCGCGCGGAGGAGGAGCGCCCGAGCCACGGCCGCUUCCUCCGCCCCGGCGCGCUCGCCCGGCUCCGGGACUGCAGGAUCGUCGCCCGCUCCCUGCGGUCGGCGGCGGCGCGCCUCCCGAUCCCGUCCGCCCCUCCGUCCCCCGCGGCGGAGCAGCAGAGGCAGGACGGCGUGCCGCACUUCCUGGUGGGGCCCACGAGGGGCCUCUGCGGCGCGGCGCGGUACCCGCUCAGGAGGAGGAUGGCCGCGGCGAGGUGCGUGGUGUUCUUGCCGCCGCCGGAGGCGUUCCUGGACGCGCCCGCGCCGUCGUGGGUCCUCGCCACCGCGCGCUGACGGGGGCCGAGAUCAGCCGCGGCCGUGCGUUUAGAUUCGCGAGUAGUUAGAACUCUGUGCAGAUGGCUCGCUGAACUUUCUUCCUUUCAACAGUUUUAGGAUCUGAUGCGACUGUUUUAGAUCUGCUACCUUUCCGGUCUAAUUUUGUUUAGUGGAAUUGAUCCAAAUUUACAAGUUUGUGACUUGCAUUUGUAGCUGGGUGCGUUGGUUUUCCUUUGGUUACA